AUGGCUGAGAACGGCACCCACCCUGCAACGGAACCGGCAGUUUACGAAGAAUACGUGGGAAAAUGGGCGGCCCAGCCGCAAGAUGCAGCUGGCUGGGUCAAACGUGCGCAGGAUGUUGCUUCUGUGUUGGAGAGAGAUGCCAGUGCCCGUGAGCGGGCGAACAAGUCGCCCCGUGCAGAGGUGGCCCUAUUGAAGCACUCAGGCCUGACCAAAAUUCUUGGUCCGAAGAAGUAUGGUGGAGGCGAGCAGCCUUGGAGCAUCGGAUACAAAGUUAUCCGAGAGGUGGCCAAGGCUGAUGGCUCCAUUGGAAUGCUAUUGGGGUACCAUUUACUCUGGAGCACUACUGCUAAUGUAGUUGGGAGUCUGGAACAGGCAGACCGCUUCCAAAAACUCAUCCUUUCUAACAACUAUUUCAUCGGAGGUGCAGUGAACCCCAGAGACAGCGACUUGAAAAUCACAGACGACGGGGACAAGAUCAUUUUCAACGGCCGCAAGUUUUUUAACACGGGCGGAGUCGUCUCAGAUUUGACUGUGCUUGAGGGUGUGCUUGAAGGGACAGAAGACCAUAUCUUCGCCAUCGUCCCGACCGUACAGCCAGGAAUCAAGUUUGCACACAACUGGGAUAACGUCGGACUCCGCCUGACUGAAAGUGGUGGUGUCUCAAUCGAGGCAGUGGCUUCACCGUGGGAGGACGCCCUCGGCUGGGAUGUUAAGACCAAGCGUCCCGACCCAGCAGUCCUUGGGAUUCCCUUCGCUAGUUUGCUUCUUCCCACAAUUCAACUAGUUUUCAGCAACUUUUACUUGGGCAUCGCGCUGGGCGCGCUCCAGUACGCCUCCAAGUACACAGUGUCCAGUACAAGAGCCUGGCCUUUUGGUGGGGAUAACAAGGACAAGGCCACGGACGAGUUCUAUAUCCUCUCUACAUAUGGUAACUACCUGGCACAUAUUCGCGCGGCAGAGGCUCUAGCGGAUAAAGCUGGCCUAGCUGCAGACUCGGUGUACACAAAGUAUCCCUCCAACAAAGCCGAAGUCACAGCGACCGAACGUGGCGAGUUCGCUGAAUGGGUUGCCAGCAUCAAGGUCGUCGCGACUGAUACGGGACUCCGGGUCACGUCAGGGAUCUUCGAGGUGACUGGAGCCAAGGCUACGGGAACAAGGGUUGGCCUUGACCGAUACUGGCGUGACAUCCGAACUCAUACUCUUCAUGACCCGGUGUCAUAUAAGAACAGGGAGUUGGGGCGCUACCAGCUCCUUGGCGAAUUGCCGGAACCUACGUGGUACACAUGA
Diaporthe batatas is the source of this 1287-nucleotide messenger RNA. RefSeq lists its product as uncharacterized. The coding region runs from base 1 to 1287 and encodes 428 amino acids. The record is from RefSeq and is a predicted model, not a curated record. Gene Ontology annotation, biological process: L-leucine catabolic process. The transcript is spliced from 5 exons. Lineage: Eukaryota; Fungi; Ascomycota; Sordariomycetes; Diaporthales; Diaporthaceae. Gene Ontology annotation, molecular function: 3-methylbutanoyl-CoA dehydrogenase activity; flavin adenine dinucleotide binding.